AGGAAAACACAUUCGUAGCAACGGGGAUCCGAUCGGGUGCUGCGAAUAAAAAUCCCUCGCUGAAAAUUCCGAUAAUUAGUUCUCCACUCGAUCAAAUCGAACACUGCAAUCAAUGGCCUCGUUGCUGAAGCUUUCGGCCGGCCUCCGGGCGUAUGCUGCACGUAGUCAGCAGGUGCUGCUAAGGCGUAACAAGGUGACGAACGCCGGCCAGUUUCGGGCCGCCCUGCUUAACGUUCCGCCGACCGAGGUGACCACGCUCGACAGUGGUCUGCGGGUGGCGAGCUCAGACUGCGGUUCGCAAACGGCGACCGUUGGGCUGUGGAUCGAUGCCGGAUCGCGCUACGAGGACAACAGCAACAAUGGGGUGGCUCACUUCCUGGAGCACAUGGCCUUCAAAGGAACGGCGAAGCGCUCACAGACCGAUCUCGAGCUGGAGGUAGAAAACAUGGGUGCGCACCUGAACGCAUACACGUCCCGCGAGCAGACCGUGUUUUACGCCAAGUGCCUUUCGAAGGACGUCUCGAAUGCGGUGGAGAUCCUGUCCGACAUCAUCCAGCAUUCGAAGCUCGGCGAGGCGGAGAUCGAGCGCGAGCGAGGUGUGAUACUGCGCGAAAUGCAGGAGGUUGAAAGCAACCUCCAGGAGGUGGUGUUCGAUCAUCUGCACGCUACCGCCUACCAGGGUACCCCGCUCGGCAACACCAUUCUCGGUCCGACCAAGAACAUCCAGACGAUCGGUAAAGCCGACUUGCAGAGCUACAUCAGCGAGCACUACAAGGCGCCCCGCAUUGUACUGGCCGCAGCCGGUGGAGUGAGCCAUGCCGAACUGGUGAAGUUGGCCCAGCAACAUCUCGGGAAAGUAAGUGCGGUGGUCGAUGGCACGAAGGCGCUUACUCCGUGUCGCUUCACCGGCUCGGAAGUACGCGUCCGCGACGACUCACUUCCACUGGCACACAUAGCCAUUGCCGUCGAGGGGUGCGGCUGGCCAGACCAGGACAACGUGCCGCUGAUGGUCGCAAACACACUGAUCGGUGCAUGGGACCGAUCGCAGGCCGGUGGCGCUAAUAACGCAUCCAAGCUAGCAGUGGCGGCCGCCACCGACAACUUGUGCCAUAGUUUCCAGUCGUUCAACACCUGCUACAAAGACACUGGCCUGUGGGGUAUCUACUUCGUGUGCGACCCACUGAUGUGCGAAGACAUGGUAUUUAACGUGCAGAACGAAUGGAUGCGCCUCUGCACGAUGGUGACCGAGGGUGAGAUUGAGCGUGCCAAGAACUUGCUGAAGACCAACAUGCUGCUUCAGCUCGACGGCACUACUCCUAUCUGCGAGGAUAUCGGCCGCCAAAUGCUGUGCUAUAAUCGUCGCAUUCCGCUGCACGAGUUGGAGCAGAGAAUCGAUAACGUGACUGCUCAAAAUGUGCGCGAUGUGGCUAUGAAGUACAUUUUCGACCGUUGCCCUGCCAUCGCUGCCGUCGGACCGGUAGAGAACUUGCCCGACUAUGUCCGCAUCCGCUCGUCCAUGUACUGGGUCCGCGCGUAAGCCUCCAACCGACAACGAGCCGCACUGACCAACCUUUACGACACGAGGGAAAUGAGUUUAAAAAAAGCGGUGAACUGCGAGAGUGGAGCAAUGAUGGAUACUGGUUCGCGGGUUAGGGCUCUAUCAAAAUGCCCAUCGCCCUAACCGUUGGUAGUAUUUCGCGGAAACCGCGGUGGUUACAUUUGUGUUUAUUUUUGCAAAUGCUCACAAGUUUUUAGUUUCUUGCAACAACCGAGUUGAACCGAGUGCCGUAGCACCGGCUGUGUUAGCGGAGCUGACGGAGGUUAAGCGAGAUGUCGACCGUUCGGCCCCAGUAUAGUUAGUUCGAAACAAAUUGUGCACGAAUUGGAGAAGUAAUAAAACCAGUAUAAAUGAACAAAGCCUAACUCCAG
Anopheles bellator is the source of this 1929-nucleotide messenger RNA. RefSeq names its product mitochondrial-processing peptidase subunit beta (gene UQCR-C1). The record is from RefSeq and is a predicted model, not a curated record. Bases 113 to 1537 code for a protein of 474 amino acids. Gene Ontology annotation, cellular component: mitochondrion. The transcript has 3 exons. Gene Ontology annotation, molecular function: metalloendopeptidase activity; metal ion binding. Lineage: Eukaryota; Metazoa; Arthropoda; Insecta; Diptera; Culicidae.